This is a messenger RNA of Parnassius apollo (apollo), 768 nucleotides long. NCBI's taxonomy places the organism in Eukaryota, Metazoa, Arthropoda, Insecta, Lepidoptera, Papilionidae. The record is from the annotation of a GenBank genome assembly.
AUGGACCUGAAUUAUGCGCACCGAGCUGGUCCCAAAAACCAAAAUAUAAAUACUAACGUGAGUGGGAACCGUAAACUUCUUCGUUCCUUGAUGGUUGCUUUCACCUGUCGAGCUAGCUCUGCUAACGUACGUGAGGAAUUGCUUAAACACGCGAAAGCUAGAAAAAACCUAAAGAGUAAAGACAUUUUGAAUCAUGGGCCUGAAAAUUUGAUCUACGUAAAUGAGCGUCUUACUGGCGAAAUUCGACCCUUAUUCCGUACUGUGAGAGCUGUCACCGUCAAACAUGGCUACAGCGAGUGCUGGCUUAAUGAGUUUGAGAAGGUCACCAUAUUGCAAGGAUUUACAUUAUUUUACUCUAAAAAGUAUAUUAACAGGGAAGGAGGAGUCGGUAUCUACAUAAAAGAGAGGUGGACAGUGAACUUUUCCGAGCUGAACGUUGACGAGGGUAAUAGUAUUCUCGCAGAAGUUGCAAAUCACUUCUCUGUAGUAGCCGCUUACAGAUCACCUGGUUACACCAACCCAGAAAUAUUUAUUCGCUCUCUUGACGCCAACUUAAAAACGAUUAUAGUUGACAUAGAAUUAAUAAGAUCAGAGCUGGAGGGAACGGACUGGUCCCCAGUAAUAAACUGCAGCUCUUUUGAUGAGCCUGUAACUCAUUUCACUAAGACGGUAUCAGACAAUAUGGAGAUAUUUGAAAACGUGUAUAAUAAGCCGCUCCAGAACCACCUUACACCCCUGGAUGACUCCUGGUGUAAUCAGAUGCUCUAA